AUGCGACGUCUACCGCGGAAAUCGCUAAUACCAGCUCACAGGCCGCACCCUGAUGCUUCGGACGUCCACGUCACCGGCACCUUCGAUGACUGGGGAAAGACCGAGAAGCUGAAUAAAGUCGGCGACGUGUGGGAGAAAGAAGUUGAACUACCCGAGGCGGACAAGAAGAUUCUCUACAAGUUUGUUGUAAAUGACAACUGGGUGAUCGACCCUCAGGCACCGCAGGAGGACGAUGGCCAUGGCAACAUUAAUAAUGUGCUGUAUCCGGAUCGAAUCAAGCCCAAACAGGCUAUGGUUCCUGAGGCAGUGACCACGUCAAGUGCUGCGCCGGUGAGCACCACCGCUACAUUGGCUGGUCAAGUGCCGCUCGAACCUCGGAAAGAGGCCACUGAAGUGACACCUGGUACGGAUGAUGGUUACACCCUUCGUAGAGACACAACUAAGAACAGUUUACCAGGCGCAUUCCCAGAAACACCACAGCAUGAGGCUUCUGAGCCUUUGAACCACGCACCUGACACCAGCGUCAGCGUCGAUCCUCUUCCAGCCACUAGCGGAACAGGAAAUCCGAUUAAUCUUCCAGCAGGCGAAAAGGUUCCUCCUCCUAGCGAAGUUACUUCAAACACAAUCCAUUCCAGUGUCACCACAUCCCAGAAGGAUUAUGAAAGCGCCGGAGGCCUGAGCCUGCCUCUCGUCGGCGGAGUGGCGGGCCUCGGCGCUGGGAUAGCCGGAGCCCUGGGAUUUGGCACAUCGGAGAAGAAGGAAAACUUGAUUCCGGAGUCUUCUCUCCCAAUGGGCUCGGCGGCUGGGGAGACACUUGACGCAGGUCCCACAAUCUCUUCGGCUGGACCAACUUCCACAACAGCUGACCUGGCUGGCAAGGUGCCUCUCGAGGAGAGGAAAGAAGCCACGGUCAUCGAGCCUGAAUCUGGGGUUCCCGAGGUUGUGAAAGAGUCCAUAGAAGAGGCACACGUUUCUCCGGAAGCUACAACUUCUGCUGAGGCUGUGCAGGAGAAGGCUGAAGUGGAGCAGGAAUUGUUGAAGAAGGUUCCCACCGCCGAGGAGGCGGGAGAGCCAGCGCCAACGAUUGCCGCAGCCACUUCUGCUACCGCUCCCUCGGCGACCCUGGCGCCGUCCGAUGAAUCUGGAGUUCCCGAGGUUGUGAAAGAGUCCAUCGAAGAGGCACACGUUUCUCCGGAAGCUACAGUUUCUGCUGAGGCUGUGGAGGAGAAGGCUGAAGUGGAGCAGGAAUUGUUGAAGAAGAUUACCACCGCCAACGAGGCGGGAGAGCCAGCGCCAACGAUUGCCGAAGAUCCUACUCUGGCCGAUGAGCCUGCCGUACGAAUGAUGAACCAGAACGAGGCCACCACUAAGCAGGAGACAAUCCCUCCGGCAACAGAGACCACACCAGCUGCCGCCACCACUCUGCCACCCACGAGUGCAGCCCCGAAAGUUGAAGCUGCCACACCAGCAUCUCCUGCGCCCAAGAAAACGGCUGCAGUCACUCCAGCCACUCCCUCUAGUGCCACGUCCACCCCCACGAAGAAGUCGGAUACCACUCCCACCAGCAGUCCGGCAACGAAAGACAAGAAGAAGAAGAACAGAAUUAGCUCACUGUUCAAGAAGAUCUUCGACUAA
This is a messenger RNA of Capronia coronata CBS 617.96, 1635 nucleotides long. RefSeq lists its product as uncharacterized. The transcript is spliced from 2 exons. Bases 1 to 1635 code for a protein of 544 amino acids. The record is from RefSeq and is a predicted model, not a curated record. NCBI's taxonomy places the organism in Eukaryota, Fungi, Ascomycota, Eurotiomycetes, Chaetothyriales, Herpotrichiellaceae.